Molecule: messenger RNA, 2082 nt
Organism: Meleagris gallopavo (turkey)
Lineage: Eukaryota; Metazoa; Chordata; Aves; Galliformes; Phasianidae
Product: vasoactive intestinal polypeptide receptor
Biological process (GO): adenylate cyclase-modulating G protein-coupled receptor signaling pathway; cell surface receptor signaling pathway
Cellular component (GO): plasma membrane
Molecular function (GO): vasoactive intestinal polypeptide receptor activity; peptide hormone binding; G protein-coupled peptide receptor activity
Source: RefSeq, marked provisional
CAUCAUGCUGGAGAUUGAAGAGGAACGCAGCCAGUGCCUGGCAGAGAUCACUGAGGAUAAUCAGACCUCAGGUUGCAGAAGGCAGUGGGACAACAUCACGUGCUGGCCUGAAGCGCAGGUGGGAGCGGUUGUGGUGAAGCCAUGCCCAAAGUACUUCAGGUUCCUCACCACUUUUCUCGGAAAUGUGAGCAGGAAUUGCACAAGUCAGGGCUGGACAGAUGUGUACCCUGCACCGUAUGCCGUCGCUUGUGGAUACGAUUCCACAGCACACCAGGGGGAGCAAACGGCGUUCUAUGGCACAGUCAAGACCGGCUAUACCAUCGGACAUACCUUAUCACUCAUUGCUCUCACAGCUGCUAUGAUCAUUUUAUGCCUCUUCAGAAAACUACACUGUACUCGAAAUUAUAUUCAUAUGCACCUCUUCAUGUCCUUUAUAAUGAGAGCCAUCGCAGUCUUCAUAAAAGAUGUCAUCCUGUUUGAAAGCGGAGAACCUGAACAUUGCUUUGUGAGCUCAGUAGGCUGCAAAGCCAUGAUGGUUUUCUUCCAGUACUGCGUCAUGGCCAACUUCUUCUGGCUGCUGGUGGAAGGGCUGUAUCUUCACACCCUGUUGGUCAUCUCCUUCUUUUCGGAGAGGAAGUACUUCUGGUGGUACAUCUUAAUUGGCUGGGGUGCCCCCUCCGUGUUCAUCACUGCUUGGACAGUCGUCAGGAUUUACUUUUUCAAUGUUGGAUGCUGGGAGGAAAUAAUAGAAUCCCCAAUCUGGUGGAUCAUUAAAACUCCUAUUUUGGUGUCCAUUUUGGUGAACUUCAUUCUCUUCAUUUGUAUCAUCCGUAUCUUAGUCCAGAAGUUGCAUUCUCCAGAUGUUGGACACAAUGAAACCAGCCAGUAUUCGAGACUGGCCAAGUCCACCUUACUGCUGAUCCCUCUCUUUGGCAUUCACUACAUCAUGUUUGCUUUCUUCCCUGACAAUUUCAAAGCAGAAGUUAAGCUGGUCUUUGAGCUUGUGGUUGGGUCAUUCCAGGGUUUUGUGGUGGCUGUCCUCUACUGUUUUCUCAAUGGGGAGGUCCAAGCUGAGCUCAAGCGAAAGUGGCGGAGGUGGCACCUGGAGCGGUUCCUGGGCUCAGACAUGAAGUACCACCACCCUUCCUUGGGCAGCAACGGCACCAACUUCAGCACCCAGAUCUCCAUGCUGACCAAGUGCUCACCAAAGACACGUCGGUGCUCCAGCUUCCAGGCAGAAUUCUCUCUGGUUUGAUGGAGAUUGGCUCUCUGAGCACUGAGCAUCCAAGAGAGAGAAGGAUCCCCAGGAAUCAGUUACCUAUGGACAAAUCCUUGUGAAAUGACAUGCUCCACUUGAGCCAACAGAGGACAGAAAACUGGAAAAGCCAUUGGCAUCCAGAAUGAGAUCAGACAAGCUAAGAGGCAGAGAAAUACUUUUCCUCUCCCUCUUUUCAGAGCUUUCUCUCUAAGUUGGUGCCCUCGGGGGCUGACAACGUUGAGUAAAGGUCCCAGUCACUUGAGGAGAGCCUGGGAGAAUCUAAUGUGCUAUAAAUACUGAAUUUUGGGGGUAAGGGAGGGAAGAGCCUGAGUUACUGGGGCUUUCCCAGAACCGACAUCUCUGAAACAGAUAAAUUGCACUUUUUGUUAUUGUUGUUUUAAACAAGCCAGUAAAGGACAGAGAGAGGGAGACAAGAAGUGGGGGGAAAAAAUGCCAAACUUAUGAAUGUGCCAAAAGCCCAGUUGCUAAGAAGUGGUGAUGUGAUGCUGGAAGCAGCAAGAAGAAGGGACAGGAAGAACACAGGCAGGAAGGGCAGAGGCCAACCUGCACUGUGCAAAGAAGCUGCAGCACCAGGCAAGGCCCCGGAAGGAUGCCCCAAUGUUGGAGUGUGUUCUGCUAAUUGCUCACCAUCCUCGUUAGCCGAAGCUUUCCAUGUGCCAUUGGGUGCCCUCUGGAAGAGCAGCUUGCAGAGAAGGACCAGCACAAAAUGGCCUUCUUUGUGCUGCGUUCAGGACAUCAACAUGCUUUGUUUGGUUGUUUUCACUGAACGGUUUGCACGUAUAAAAACCAGGUACAGAUGCCCA